AUGGCUAAUAAGAAAGGACAGCAGGAAAUGGUCCAGGUUGUUCGGACCUCAGUGCUGACUCCUCCCCCAAGACGCGCCGAUUCUCCCUUCUGGGCUGGCCGAUCUGCGUCUCUUAACCAGGGACAGUCGAAGACAUAUGGCCAGAACACUGUUGUUGGAGCUUCAUAUUCCCAUGCGAAUAUAGGACAAGGCACCUCGACCCAUGCGCGCCCACGAACCCCACCUCGAACAUCAUCUACAAAUGCCCCAUCCCCGUCAUCCUACCUAGGCCAUCGAACCGGAAACGUCGCGUCCCCGCCCCAUAAAAGCUACACCGGUCUCAUGAAAGAAGGAAUGGAUGGUUGGAGUGGCAAUCCCACCCCGGAGGAGGACGAUGACGAUGACGAUGAAGAAGAAGAUCACAUUGUAUAUGAUGACGACGAAGACGAAUUUGGACUUCCAAGUCUCGCUAGCAUGAGAAAGAAAAAGCCCGCAGCCUCUAAAUCAAAGAACAUCGGCCCGGGUGAGGAACGCGGUACACCCAUGUAUCCCACCUCGCGCAAGAGCGACGAGAAAAUCCUCCGCCCUCAAUACAAGGAUAUCUUGCAAGAUCCGGCAAAUGCUUUGAAUCUUAUCAACCAUUCUGCGCCCCCCACGAAUGCUUCUGUCAAAGACCGGGAGAUACACUCAAGCCGCAUCUCAAGGAUCAACAAGUUCAAGCGCAUUCUCCAGGCCAGCACCGUUUCGCUAAACGAAUUACGGGAUCUCGCGUGGUCUGGAGUUCCAGAGGAAGUGCGCCCAAUGACCUGGCAGUUGCUUCUUGGAUAUCUGCCCACAAACAGUGAAAGGCGAAUUUCGACACUGGAGCGGAAGCGCAAGGAGUACUUGGACGGAGUUCGACAGGCAUUCGAGCGCGGCAGCGGGGCAGCUGCAAACCCGCCUUCCACCAGCACAGGUCGUGGCCGGGGGUUGGAUGAGGCUGUAUGGCACCAGAUCAGCAUCGACGUUCCUCGCACAAGCCCUCACAUCCCACUAUACGGCUAUGAGGCUACACAACGAUCAUUGGAACGGAUUUUGUAUGUGUGGGCUAUCAGACACCCGGCCAGUGGGUAUGUACAAGGAAUCAAUGAUCUGGUCACGCCAUUCUGGCAAGUAUUUCUUGGUGUGUAUAUUACGGAUCUGAAUGUGGGAGAGGGUAUGGACCCUGGACAGCUACCCCGAAGCGUUUUGGAUGCGGUCGAGGCCGAUACUUUUUGGUGUCUGACCAAAUUACUCGAUGGGAUUCAAGAUAAUUACAUCUACGCCCAGCCGGGGAUUCAUCGGCAGGUGAGAGCUCUACGUGAUCUAACGAGGCGGAUCGACUCGGCUUUGGCCAAGCACCUGGAGCAAGAGGGCGUGGAGUUCAUGCAGUUUAGUUUCCGGUGGAUGAAUUGUUUGCUCAUGCGGGAAAUGAGCAUCAGGAAUACCAUACGCAUGUGGGAUACUUACAUGGCCGAGGAGCAGGGCUUCUCCCGAUUUCAUCUUUAUGUUUGUGCUGCGUUUUUGGUCAAAUGGACGGAUCAAUUGGUCAAGAUGGAUUUCCAAGAGGUUAUGAUGUUCCUCCAAGCAUUGCCUACAAAGGACUGGACCGAGAAAGAUAUCGAACUUCUGCUGAGCGAAGCAUUCAUCUGGCAGUCUCUUUUCCAGGACUCAAGUGCACAUCUUCGACCGCAAGGCGAUGUGCCUCCUGAAAAUGGUAUCUUUUAUUGA
Penicillium manginii is the source of this 1728-nucleotide messenger RNA. Its product is annotated as GTPase-activating protein GYP1. Gene Ontology annotation, biological process: activation of GTPase activity. The record is from RefSeq and is a predicted model, not a curated record. The transcript is spliced from 8 exons. Gene Ontology annotation, molecular function: GTPase activator activity. Lineage: Eukaryota; Fungi; Ascomycota; Eurotiomycetes; Eurotiales; Aspergillaceae. The coding region runs from base 1 to 1728 and encodes 575 amino acids. Gene Ontology annotation, cellular component: Golgi apparatus.